Molecule: messenger RNA, 1546 nt
Organism: Poecilia reticulata (guppy)
Lineage: Eukaryota; Metazoa; Chordata; Actinopteri; Cyprinodontiformes; Poeciliidae
Source: RefSeq, a predicted model, not a curated record
UUGUCAUGAUGCAGUUUCACAUGUAAAUCAGUUGGGACCAAAUUUCUAGGAUAAAAUUUGGGGUUUUGAAGGUAAGUGAGCGCAUUUCGCCGCCAUUAUCUUUUUUUAUUUACCUACAAUGUCGCUUGCAAUCCGGCGCGUGCUGAGAACGUCACCGGAGUGACGCAGCUAGCCGCAAAUCUGUUUGCAAAACCAGCGAGCUAGAGAGAGCUAGCCUGGGUUAGCUACUACGUUUGCUUCAUUUGUUUGUGUUCAUGACAAAAAAAAAACUAAGUUGCUAUUUAGAAAUUCUCUUUUCAAAAUCAAUUCUAAGACAGCAAACAGCUCUGUACAUUUAAAAAUAACAGUGUUAACUUAAAWAUGGGGCACCAGCAACCCUCCCGACCCCACUGAGGAACCAGGGUGUCAAGAAAAUGGAUGGAUGGAUGGAUGAACUUAAAAAUGGCAGUUAAAAAAAACUGCAUUAUUUUGAAUACAGGGUGAAAWACUUCCAGGACCAAACGCAAUGAGUACCCAGUACAGCAUUCUGUUCAAGCAAGAACAUGCUCAUGACGAUGCCAUCUGGACAGCAGCAUGGGGCAAAAGUGAAGCGGACGGCUCGGAAACCAUCAUCACCGGUUCACUAGAUGAUUUGGUCAAAGUCUGGAAAUGGUCGGAUGAGAAGCUGGAGCUGCAGUGGACCCUGGAGGGUCACCAGCUGGGCGUGGUCUCUGUGGACAUCAGUCACCAUGGAGCCAUCGCUGCCUCCAGCUCCCUGGACGCACACAUCCGCCUGUGGGACCUGGAGUCGGGGAAACAGAUCAAGUCCAUGGAUGCCGGACCAGUUGAUGCAUGGACAGUCGCCUUUUCUCCAGACUCUAAGUACAUCGCCACAGGCAGCCAUCUUGGAAAAGUGAACAUCUUCGGUGUGGAAAGCGGCAAGAAGGAAUAUUCCCUGGACACCAGAGGAAAAUUCAUCCUCAGUAUAGCUUACAGCCCCGAUGGAAAGUAUUUAGCCAGCGGCGCGAUCGAUGGGAUCAUCAACAUCUUCGACAUCGCCACCGGGAAGCUACUCCACACACUUGAAGGUCACGCCAUGCCCAUCAGAUCCCUCACCUUCUCCCCAGACUCCCAGCUGCUGGUCACCGCCUCUGACGAUGGAUAUAUCAAAAUAUACGACGUACAACACGCCAACCUUGCCGGCACGCUGAGCGGCCAUGGCUCCUGGGUUCUUAAUGUGGCGUUCUCUCCGGAUCACACCCACUUUGUCUCCAGCUCGUCUGACAAGAGCGUGAAGGUUUGGGACGUCAGCACCAGAGCUUGCAUCAACACUUUCUUCGACCAUCAAGACCAGGUGUGGUGCGUGAAGUACAACAGCAAAGGCUCAAAGAUCGUCUCUGCCGGCGACGACCGCGCCAUCCACAUCUACGACUGCCCGUUGUGAUGAAGAGCAGCAGCUGGAGGAAGAAAAGGUUUCCAUUGAUACUUAGAGGGGGGAUUUGGGGUAGUAAAUGUGUUAUUGUUUAUGCACUGGCUAAAUUGGGCCAAAUAAAAUACUUUUUGGUAA